CCCGGCCGCAGGAGGCGGGGCUAAGCCGGCAGGACCCAGGCGCCUGCGCCCGGCCAUGGAGAGGGAGCUCGGAACUUGGAGUGGAAAUGUAUUGGAUUAUUUUCUGAACACUAACCAGAUUAAAACCAGAGAUGGAGCAGAAAUUAUCUGGUAUCAUGCAGCAAACAAUAAAUCACAAAUGAAAGAGGCAAUACAAAGUGCUGCUCAUAUGGUAGAAGCAGAUAUUCUUCUUUGUGGUGAGGAAGAAGGAAAUGGUGAACCAAUCAUGGCUCAUCCUCCUGAAACAAACAGUGACAACACAUUGCAGGCGUGGCUAAAUGAGAUUGUGAACACUAAAAAAGGCAUCAAGCUGGAUUUUAAGAGUCUAGCAGCGGUGAAGCCCUCUAUGAUGCUUCUUGAAGGCAUAAAGUUGCAUCUGAGGCGACCUGUCUGGAUUAAUGCAGACAUUCUCCCUGGACCUAAUGGAAGUAACACUGUCGUGGAUGCAAAAAGAUUUCUAGACACUGUAACUUCAUUCUGCCCGGAUGUGACCUUAUCGUUGGGCUGGACAACUGGGUGGCAGCCUCAACAAUGCAAUAAAGGAUACAGUUGGGCAAUGGUGAAAGAGAUGGCUCAGAUAUGUGACGCACUUACUCAGCCUGUAACAUUCCCUGUUAGAGCAGCUUUGGUACGACAGUCAACAUCUGAGUUGCUUUGGUUAUUACAGAAGUCAAAUAGGUACAGCCUGACUGUUUGGACAGGAAGGCAUGAUGAGUACUCCAUAGAAGACCUGCUCUACCUCAGAGAGAACUUUGAUAAAAGUAGGGUUUAUUAUGAUAUUUUGGAACCACAAAACUCUGAAUUCAGAAAGGCCAUAGGAAUAGAAGUAUGA
Emys orbicularis (European pond turtle) is the source of this 871-nucleotide messenger RNA. RefSeq names its product family with sequence similarity 151 member B (gene FAM151B). The transcript is spliced from 6 exons. NCBI's taxonomy places the organism in Eukaryota, Metazoa, Chordata, Testudines, Emydidae. The record is from RefSeq and is a predicted model, not a curated record. The coding region runs from base 56 to 871 and encodes 271 amino acids.